AGCGCGACGGGCCACCCGAUGCUCGUCGAGCUGAAGAGCGGCGAGACGCUCAAUGGGCUGCUGGUCAACUGCGACACUUGGAUGAACCUCACGCUGCGAGAGGUUGUGCAGACGAGCGCAGACGGCGACAAGUUCAUGCGGCUACCAGAGAUCUACGUUCGCGGCAGCACAGCACGUCUCCACAUAAAAUAUCUGCGAGUUCCCGACGAAAUCGUCGACAUUGUAAAAGAGCAGCAGGCCAAGGACCAGGCGAAUCGGGGAGGUCGAGGA
Molecule: messenger RNA, 270 nt
Organism: Exserohilum turcica Et28A
Lineage: Eukaryota; Fungi; Ascomycota; Dothideomycetes; Pleosporales; Pleosporaceae
Exons: 2
Biological process (GO): P-body assembly; mRNA splicing, via spliceosome; nuclear-transcribed mRNA catabolic process
Cellular component (GO): spliceosomal tri-snRNP complex; P-body; U6 snRNP
Molecular function (GO): U6 snRNA binding
Source: RefSeq, a predicted model, not a curated record